Aspergillus melleus is the source of this 1476-nucleotide messenger RNA. Its product is annotated as ankyrin repeat domain-containing protein. Gene Ontology annotation, molecular function: protein binding. Lineage: Eukaryota; Fungi; Ascomycota; Eurotiomycetes; Eurotiales; Aspergillaceae. The record is from RefSeq and is a predicted model, not a curated record. The transcript has a single exon. The coding region runs from base 71 to 907 and encodes 278 amino acids.
ACUCGAUUACCCCGCCUCCGAAAUAGCUCAAACAAUACCUAUUUUCAGAAACGAAGCGCCGGUAUAGACUAUGGACUUAGAAGAACGCCUGAGGGCAGCCUGUGCGGAUGGCAACGCCGACAAGGUACGGGAAAUUCUGGAGUCUGGCCAAGACAUACCCCAGAAGUGUUUGGACAAGGCUCUCGGCACAGCUGCGUUCAACGACCAGCCUGAAAUUCUGAAAGAGCUUCUUGAAUAUGGCGCUCAAAUCACUGAACUCGCCGUUAUCGGUGUUUCGAAUUCGGAGAGUGCUCCGAUGUUCCAGCAUUUACUGAACCAUGGCUGGGAUGUAAAUUCAAUCGCGUCACAGAACCCAGCUCUGAGGUAUCACCUAUUCCUUCCCGCCCAAGAAAGGUUUGAGCGAAGAAACAAAGAUUGGAAGAAUAACGCAAUCUGCAGGCUCGUCGUCACAAGCGAAGAGUGUACGCGCCUGCUGCUGGAGAAUGGCGCGGACCCGAACAUCCCUGGAAGACUGGGUCUUACGCCUCUGUCGACAGCCAUUGGCCACGCAACAGUGGCAGUCAUGGAGCUGCUUGCUGCAUAUGGAGCGAGGUUGCCAAGUGGUAGACUUGGAAAAGACCUUUUAUUGAGUGCAAUACAACGGAAAGAGGGAGCCCUGGGCGCUACAAAGUUCCUUCUGGAGCAUGGAGCUGACCCUAACCUGUCAACUUCCCGUGGACCUCCAUUGUAUCUUGCAAUCGCGAUGCACAAAAAGGAAGUUGUUUCCUGCUUGUUGGAUUACGGAGUGGAUGUGUCAAUGGUCUAUAGAGGCAAGGCAUUCACGCAAUUAGCAGAGGAAAUGGGCCAGAUGGAUAUUGUUUCCCUCUUAGCGGCGAAGACUGACACGGCCUCACUUCCCUUGGGGUAAAGGCAAGCCUCGGAGUAGCGUCUCUCUCUCUCUCUCUAUCUUAGUUUGGCCACCCAUUCAUGUUUUUGUUGCUGCUCUUGCUCCUAUCCUCCUUUUUUCGUUGGUCCUCCUUGUAUUGCUUUUGCCUGAAAAUGGAGGCCUAGUGCCCUCGCUCAAAUGCUGUGCCGCUGCCCUUGGCAUCGCUCGCUGCUCCCAUCCAGCUGAGAUUACAGGGUUACAACCUCUUUGCCCAUUGCCCUAGACACGCAAAGCCUAAUCGUGCGUUUCAGAAUGUAACCUCGACCAGUGGCCUAGUCCUGGUCAACGAAGCAUGUGCAACAGCAGGGAAAUUAGACCAACUCGUAACUAGGAUUUCUACUGGCUAUCGAUGGACAUAUUCUUGGAUUCGACAGACCCCUCCCAGUUAGUUCUAAAUCACCUUGGGUGAUUGGGUAGUGUAACAACAGUUGCCGCAGCUCUCGUGCAUGGAGGCUUGCCGCGGAGACAAGGGUCCUCAGGUCCAGCAAGGCUGAGAGCGCGAGUAAUUGAACUGGUCGGAAUCAGAGCAGUAAUUCCCCGAUGCAGGGAUU